AUGCUUCAGGUCAGACAAUACCAUGCCAAGGAUUGGCGACGAGGAGGGGGGAUAAUGCAAAAACUGAGGGAGCGCAUAGACGACCUGAAGCAGAGAAUCGCUGCUUGGGAAAAGCGGAUUCGGCGAUAUACCGAGAGGUCGACACGGUUCAACCAGAAUCGUCUCUUCCAGAGUGAUCAGAAGAGGCCCUAUGAAUCAUUGGAGCGACCAAUGGUAAGUGGAACGGGCCCAGUACCGAAUCAGGCCGACACGGGCGCAUUCUGGUGCAGCCUGUGA
Molecule: messenger RNA, 276 nt
Organism: Parnassius apollo (apollo)
Lineage: Eukaryota; Metazoa; Arthropoda; Insecta; Lepidoptera; Papilionidae
Source: the annotation of a GenBank genome assembly